UCCCAAAUCCGAAUACGAGUGUCGUUUAAGAUCCAGAGGCUCACCGCAAAAACUAACCCCACACGCUCUUGGACCUUCAAAGCAAAGAGCUGGACGGAGACAGCAGCAGGAGGGAAAUCUAUUCCAUUUUUAUUUCAUGGUCUCCACCCCCUAUUCUCAAAAGCUGAGGAACAGCAUAACACAAGAGUUGGAAGAGAAAGGAAGCACCUUGGAGAAAGGAAGGAAGCUAACAGUUGCGCGAUGAAUCAAUAUGUUCCUGCUUGGAAUUUGGAAAAUAACUCCACAUCUUUUAGUGGUCUUCCUGCGACAAAUCAGAGAAAACCUAUCAGUUCAGACAAUGAGCUUAUAGAGCUCUUGUGGCAAGAUGGGCAUGUAAUCAUGCACAGUCAGACUCAUCGGAGAUCUAAACAAGCUCAGAGAGCUGAACCAGCACCGAAAUGUGGGGGGGCUCUUGAGAAUUCGAGCUGCGUAAUUCGAGAAGAUGAAACUGCAUCAUGGUUCCAAUACCCUCUUGAUGAUUCACCGGAGAAAGAGUUCUGCUCGGAAUUCUUCUGUGAAACUCCAAUUGCAGAUGCCAUUGGUGCCAAUAAGAUGAGCAGGGACGCCACCGCAGAGGGAGAGAGAUCCAUAAAAUUUGGUGCAAAUGAUGAAACAAGUGUUUUCUCUGGAUCUGAUCCAAAGCAAUCCAAUAUACGUUUCCAGGAAAACACAAUGCCACCUCCUAAAUCACAUGCUAUUUCUUCUACCCAGCAAGCUCCUCGAUUUGGACAUAGCAAUCUCAGAAACUUUCCACACUUCUCAAGGCCACUGAAGGCUGAUUCGGGCUUGUUAAACGGUCGGCUGGGGAAGGAAUUUGAGAAGGGGAUUCAGGUAGGUGCGGGAGAGUCCUCGAUGAUGACAAUUGGAUCAAGAAUCUCUGGGAGCAACCAGACUCAGACUCUAGCUGAUCCCUGCCAUACUAUGAGCAGUGAUGUGGCAGGUGUUAUUGCAACAGGCUCAAAGGAGGAUGCUCAGAGGACAUCAUUAUCUGAGAGAGUGCAAACACACACACAUGAAGCUACUGUUACUUCAUCAUCUGGUUGUAGCUUUGGAAGAACAGGACAGCAGACAGCCAGCAAUCAGAGCCACAAAAGAAAGGGAAGAGAUGUAGAGGAAUCCGAAUGCCAAAGCGAGGAGGCUGAGUAUGAGUCUGGUGAGGCAAACAAGCCUGCUCAGCAGUCUACAUCUACACGAAGAAGCCGUGCUGCCGAAGUCCAUAAUCUCUCAGAGAGGAGAAGAAGGGACAGAAUAAAUGAAAAGAUGAAGGCAUUGCAAGAGCUCAUACCUCAUUGCAACAAGACAGACAAAGCAUCAAUGCUAGAUGAGGCAAUUGAGUACUUGAAGUCCCUUCAACUGCAAGUUCAGAUAAUGUGGAUGGGAAGCGGCAUGGGACCAAUGAUGUUUCCUGGUGUCCAACAAUACAUGUCACGUAUGGGUAUGGGAGUUGGUCAUGCUUCUAUGCCCUCUAUGCAUGGUCCAGUCCAACUACCACAAGUUCCAUUUGUCAAUCAGUCGAUAGCUUCAGCUUCAACAGCAAACCAGAGACCACCGUGCCCAUCUCCAGCCUUGAAUGCAGUGAACUUUCCAAAUCAGAUGCAGAAUGUCCAUCCUCCUGAAAUGUACGCCCGAUACCUUGGCUUGCAUCACAUGCAACCACCUUCUCAGGCAAUGAAUCUUUAUACAACAGCUGCACCGAGCAGCAGCAUCAUUCCAACUGCUGGAGAAGUUCCUUCUGAGAAUAAUCAAAAUUACAAAUCUGGAUGAAUCAGAUAGUUCAAAUUUACAGGGUCCCUCCAGUACCCCUCAAGUCAAUUCACGUACCACAGCAUUGUGGCUUCUUCUAAUGUUGCUGCAGCCGAUCUGAUCAGACAGUGUGAAGUGGAUUGCCACCUUGUAUACUCCCCUGCUGUUGGCCUAAUAGAUAUUCUUAUUACUAUAUGGAGGCCAAUUAUUAGUAAAUGCCAAGGGAAUACUAAAAUCUGACCAUUUUGAGUUGAUCUCAAACUCAAGCUAAUGGCAUAGUGAUUGUAUCGAUCUCAUGUGAUCUCAUAAUUUUUCUCUCUUUUUUUCUGUUUUUUUUUUUUGCAUCCAGAUAGAUAAUAGUCCAUCUUGUUCGCUGAUCACUGUAAUCAGCAGCUGUAAAUACAUGGUCACCGUUCCACUAUUUCUUUUAAUGUACGAGCAUCGCCAAUUCCUCACAUCCA
This is a messenger RNA of Phoenix dactylifera (date palm), 2243 nucleotides long. Its product is annotated as transcription factor PIF4-like. The record is from RefSeq and is a predicted model, not a curated record. Gene Ontology annotation, biological process: regulation of DNA-templated transcription. Gene Ontology annotation, molecular function: DNA-binding transcription factor activity; protein dimerization activity. Lineage: Eukaryota; Viridiplantae; Streptophyta; Magnoliopsida; Arecales; Arecaceae.